Messenger RNA from Ostrinia furnacalis (Asian corn borer), 2018 nucleotides. RefSeq names its product glucose dehydrogenase [FAD, quinone]. NCBI's taxonomy places the organism in Eukaryota, Metazoa, Arthropoda, Insecta, Lepidoptera, Crambidae. Gene Ontology annotation, molecular function: oxidoreductase activity, acting on CH-OH group of donors; flavin adenine dinucleotide binding. Bases 148 to 1965 code for a protein of 605 amino acids. The record is from RefSeq and is a predicted model, not a curated record. The transcript has 3 exons.
CCUUUGCUACAGAUAGCUUUCGAAAAUUCUUGUUAAUCUGUCACUGUCUCAUCUGUGAUCUGUCAAUAGUGUCAGUUCAAGUAAAUAAUAAACAUAACCUAAAAAAGUUUGUAAAGUUCUUCAUUAAUGUAAUUAAACAGAUAAAAUAUGCUUAAUAUGUGGAUUCUUAACACUUGCCAGUGGUUUAUCCUAUUCAUAUGUGUUAAUUCAUUUUCAUGUCUCAUUUAUUUAAUUUAUUAUGGUCAACUCAUAACUUCGAAAUGUUUUGAUACAUUUGAAAACGAAUACGACUACAUUAUCGUGGGUUCUGGUACUGCAGGAUCAGUAAUCGCCCACAGACUGGCUACAGAGACGAACUUCACCUUCAUAGUCUUGGAGGCAGGAGGGAAAGGGAGUCCGCUCUUCGACAUUCCCGUACUUGGCCCGAUGCUGCAUGGAUCCAUUUAUGAUUGGCAGCUGGAAACAACACCGCAGGAGAAUGCUUGCUUGGCUAUGAAUAAUAAGAAAUGCAAACUGCCACAAGGAAAAAUUGUUGGAGGCUCUUCAAAACUAAACAACAUGAUACAUGUAAGAGGAAAUAUAUCUCAUUAUGUUGAAUGGUUUCAAGGCAAAUAUACUAAGGGAUUCAUUGAACAACAGUUCCAAUUUGUAGAAGAUAACAUUUUACAUUUAGAUAAUAUUCAGUAUGAAAGUGAAUUAGCUACUGCCAUCAUAGAAGCUGCAAAAGAGCUAAGGUAUAGCACUAUAGAGGAAUUCAAUAAAGGAUUUAGAAAAAGCAAAGUGUCACAAAAUAAAGGCAAAAGAUGGUCCACAUCUGAUAAUUUAGAUAUUUCUAAACAAAUCUUAACAAAUGCUUUAGUUGAAAAGGUUAUUAUUAAGGAUGGCAUAGCUAAUGGAGUCACUGUAUUUGUCUCAGAUAAAAGUCAUAAAAUUAAUGCUAAGAGAGGUGUUAUUCUGUCUGCAGGGGCCUACAAUACUCCCAAAAUUCUUGAAUUAUCAGGAAUUGGUCCUAAGAGUGUAUUGGAUCCUUUAAAUAUUCCAGUUAUUAAGGACUUGCCAGUGGGUUUUAAUUUACAAGACCAUAUUGCAACUGGACUUGACUUAGUUCUAUUCAACAAGUCUUUAGCUGUGAAUCCUAUGAAUAUGCUCAACCCUUUUAAUGUUCAUGAAUAUUUUGUAAAUGGUAGAGGACCUUUGACCACCCCUGGUUGUGAAGCCAUAGGUUUUUUAUCCACGAAAAAUGAUGAAACACCUGAUUUACAGUUCAUGGUCAUGCCUGUAGGCAUAUCAGCAGAUAGAGGUACACAUUUAAAGGAAUCCUUGGGUAUAAACCAAACAGUAUGGGAAAAUUACUUUGUUAAAGCAUUUGAUAAACACGCCGCAACGAUUUUACCAAUAAUCUUACAUCCAAAAAGCAAAGGACAAGUUUAUAUCAAUAGUAACGACCCCAAAAUACCUCCUUGCGUAGACCCUAAGUACUUAUCAAAUAAAGAUGAUGUGAAAAUUUUAAUAGAUGGUAUCAAAUUAGUUAUUAAGUUUAUUAACACACUGCCUAUGAAAGCUUUAGGAGCUCAUAUAAAUCCGAUGCAUUUCCCUGGUUGUGAAGAAUUUGUUAUUUUUAGUGAUAAAUAUUGGGAAUGCUAUGUCAGACAUUUGACUCUGACCAGCUAUCAUCCUGUAGGGACCUGUUCAAUGGGGCUCUCUUCAUCAAACAGUGUGGUAGAUACUAACUUUAAAGUCCAUGGUGUAGAUAGCCUAUUCAUUGCUGAUGCCUCAGUGUUACCCACUUUGCCAAGUGGAAAUAUAAAUGCUGCCAUUGCUAUGAUGGCAAGUUUGUUCUUUGAAACUGGUAUAAAAUUAUCUAAUACUUAUCACAGGGUUAAUAUAAGUUUAGUAUGUCACAAAUUAGAUUAUAUUUUUGAGAAUUUACAAAAUGUAUGCUUACGUAAACAACACAGUAGAUAAGUAGGCAUAAUUUGUAGUAUUUUAGAUAUAGUGCCAAAUAGUGCAAUAAAAAU